Messenger RNA from Amblyraja radiata (thorny skate), 361 nucleotides. RefSeq names its product ribosomal protein S29 (gene rps29). The coding region runs from base 70 to 240 and encodes 56 amino acids. Gene Ontology annotation, biological process: cytoplasmic translation. Gene Ontology annotation, cellular component: cytosolic small ribosomal subunit; ribosome. Lineage: Eukaryota; Metazoa; Chordata; Chondrichthyes; Rajiformes; Rajidae. The transcript has 3 exons. Gene Ontology annotation, molecular function: zinc ion binding; structural constituent of ribosome. The record is from RefSeq and is a predicted model, not a curated record.
UGCAGAUGGCGCGGGCGGGGUAAAGCGCAUGCGCGGGCCCGUCCUCCCCCUCUCUCUCUCGCCGCCAUCAUGGGUCACCAGCAGCUCUACUGGUCUCACCCGCGCAAGUUCGGACAGGGCUCCCGCUCCUGCCGGGUUUGCGCCAACCGCCACGGGCUGAUCCGCAAGUACGGCCUCAACAUGUGUCGCCAGUGCUUCCGCCAGUACGCCAAGGACAUCGGCUUCGUCAAGUUGGACUAGAUUAUGAAUGGAGCUGAAAUGAGAAAAGGAAUACUCAGUGGCACGCAGCUGUGAUCAUCUGACAAGCAAACUUUGUAAUGCUCCAAUUUUGUAAAUAAAGUUGACUUGCCAUUAGCACUCA